GUAGGUUUUUUCCUACUCAAAAAAGGAGGACAAUUCCUGCUCCUUUUAGAAGUCGAAUAUCAAUAAAAGAUUCCAAAUAAAAGCUAUUAAGUUAAACAAAAAUGUUUGACCUAAAUGCUUAUAGCGUUUAUUCGCUAAUUAGUGAAUUAUGCGUGAAAUUAGUAAACGAAAAAAGUUAUAAAAAGCAUCCUGUAUCCCCAGAUGUUCGAAAAUUGAGAAGCAAGGCAUUUGAAAUUUUAUUGAAAAGGAAUAAAUACAAAAUCGAUAUUAAGGAUAACAUUGACCCACUUAAAGAAUUGGAUAUAAUUCAUUUUGCAACGAAAAUCAAAGCGAAGAAUAACUACAGAACAUCAAAUAAUUUUGAAAAGUUUGAACAAAUAUUAAGUUAUAUUUAUAAUGAUGAGUAUUUUUUGAGUGGUUCGGGUAAAUCAGUUUUGGUUUUCCUCUUGUUUGUAAAAGACUUUUUGAAAUGCAGCCAAAACGAGGAUGAUCAACGUCAACAUCUUUUAGUACCAGGACCAUUUACUUUGUAUUUGGAGUAUAGCAGAAGUUUAAAUUACCCUUUCAAAGCAAUAAAAUAUAAUUCAAAUCAAUUGGAACAUUUUAAAGGUUUGGCUUCCAUAAUAGAUUGCAACAAUCCAUAUUUACCUGAAUUCGUCUUUGAAAAGGCCAAUAAUUAUGCUAAAAGUGAAGGUAUAAAACCAUUUAAAUUGCAAUUAGAAGAAAAAUAUGAAACACCUGUUUCUUACAAGUACUUGAAACCAUUUACAUUACGUUUAAGUUCAAUAGAAAAUCAGCAGUAUUUGGAAGAGUAUCCCCUCGAAAAUAAUGAAGAAAUUUGUCGUGAAAACUCAAACUUAAAUAAAAGAUUCGGGUGGAAUUGGGAGGAUUUAGGAAAGACAACCAUCCAAAAUGAAACCAAAUUUGGUUCUGAGUUGGAAAUUUCAAUGCCAUUAGAAAUAUUAAUAGAUGAAAAUUUGAACUCAAUUUUUGAAGCAAAAAUAAUUAAUGUUAAUACCUUUCUAUCAAAUCUAAAAUCAUUGUUGGUUGGAAUUGAAUCUGAAUCAUUUUUUCUUGAUAAAAAUAUUACUUUUUAUAUGGUUGAAAAUUUGACUAUCGCGAACGUAGUUCCAAAUAUUAUGCUUAAUUUUGUUCAAGAAUGUCUUGAUUGUGGCACAAGUUAUAGAAGGAUGCAGAUUCUAUCAUCUAGAAAAAAUUUUCAACAAAAUUUGGAUGGGUUUAUAUUUAAGGCUUUGUGUGGUGCUAUCGAAGAUUAUCUUUUGAUGUUUAGGCAAUAUGUUUUUUCUUACGAAGAUUCUAAAAUCCUUGAAUUUUGUGGCAGAACUGGAAAAAUUAUAAAACAAAUGUUAGCAUUGUCUUACAUAUUAACAAUUCAUCCAAAAGGUGUUAGUGAAAAUUGUAAGCCUCCUUCUGGAUCUCAUUUUCUAGGAUAUAUAUACAAAGAAAUAAUGAGAGUAACUCAAUCUGAUAUGUUAGCCUUGUUAAUAUUUUUUUUAAAACGUUGCUGUCAUGUUUAUUUCAAAAACCUUCAAAAAUGGAUAUUUCUGGGAAGUUUAGAAGAUCGCUUUAAUGAACUGUUUAUAUGUUUUGCUGAUCAGUAUCAUCCAAACACCAAAUAUUAUUUUGAUAAAGCAUUCUUUAUUAAAAAGGAGGCCGUACCUGGUUUUUUUUUAGGAUACGAGGAAUAUAUUCUGCAGUGUGGAAAAUAUACUAUGCUGCUCAAAGCGUUCAAUCCAAACCAUCCAAUCUUUUCUUUGCAAUAUCCCCCAGUAGCAGUUUGUCUUUCAUUUGAAGAAUUGAGGAAAGUGCAAGAAGCCUGCGAAAUAUAUGAAAGAAGGGCAUUAGAAUUAUGCGAGUCGCCUGUUACGGUUCAAGACAUAUUCAAAAAAGAUAUUGAAACAAAACGAAAUUUUUUUAAACUAGUUCUUGAGAAAUCAAAAAAAAAUUUAGAAAAUUGGAAAUUGGAAAAAAAACAACUUUCGAAUGAUGAUAUUUGUAGAAAAAAAAAAGUUUUUGAGGAGUUAUCUUUGCAAAUUGAACAAAAAAGAAUUUACAAAAUCCAAGAAAAAAUGGAAGAUAUUGUGAUGGAGAGAGAAUUAAUUAGGAAUCAAGAAUAUCAUUCAGAUCAAAUAAAUUUAAUUGAGCAGCAAGAAACUUUAAAGCGAAUUAGUUGUUUUGAAGAAAUCAAAGAAAUGACAGAAAAUAAGAAACACUGUAUCACCUCCCAAAAGUUGGGCCCUACUGAUUUCAAAACAUUUGAAGAAAAUAAAUUUGAAGCUGAAAUUAAAGUAUGCAAUCUAAGUAAUGAGAAACUUGAGCAAUAUCAACAUCUCAAUUUUAACAAAAACCUUAAAAAUAGCUUUAAUGAUGUCGAUAUUGCUAAUUCUAAUGAAAUUAUAGGCAAGGAGAGCCCUGAUAUAAAUGAACUAUUAACAACAAAAACAGAUAUCGAGAAUAAAAACUUGACAGAAGCACAAAAAAAUAAAAUAAAAGUUUUAGGUAGUGAAUAUAAUAUUUUUGGUACUUACUUGGAGGAUGUAAAUUCGAACUUUCAUAGCAAGUGUAUGCAGCCAAAUUUUUCUGAACUCAACGAUUUACAAAAAAAUAAGAUGAAAUCUAUGCAAAGUAAUUGUUUUCAGACACGGAGUAAUUCAAGAGCAAAUUUGGAUAUUAAAACCGAAAGUCUUCUGAAUAAAAAAAAAGUUUUAGAAAACGAAUAUUUUAUUGCUGUGGGCUCAUUUAUUACACCAGCAAAUAUUUCGCCAAUGUCUACUUCAUCCGAUUUGUCUUUGGAAGCUAGCGAAGUUACAAAGAAUAAAAAUAUCUCUAAAACCGAUAUGGAAUGCAUGAUCUUUAAUCAGAAUAUUGAAAACGUUGAUCUUGAAAAUGAAUGUCAACUCAAACAAAAUUUUUUGGAUGAUUGUUUCAUUGCACAAGAUGAUUUAACGAAAAAAAAUGAAUAUGCUUAUAAUGACGAGUCCUAUGCAAGAUCCUUGGAGUUAAUUAAAAAUAAUUUCAAGUGUGAACCCAAAACUGGUUUUAUACAUUUAAAAGAUAUUUUUCCCCGAUUUGAAAAAAGCAAUGGCAACACAAAUUUUGAAGAUAUAUUAACAAAACAAGUCGAUUUAAAUAGUCUUAGUGUAAUAACGCUUACAGAAUUUUUGCAAAAGUCGAUUGUUUUACCAUUAAGGGUACAUUUGAAAAUCGUAAACAAUGAGGUAAUGAGGGUUUUUUUAGUGAAUUUGGAUUUGAUUAAUCAUUUUAGCAGUUUAAGAAAUUAUUUUUUUUUAAUGGAUGGCGAAUUUAGUAGCAUUAUAUGCGAUGAAUUAAUAAAUAAACUGGAAAAAGGUGCAUCACCAGUUGAGAUAUUUAAUUAUCAAACAUUACAUUCAGUUUUAGAUAAAGCAAUUGGAUCUAGUCAUUGUUCGGACAAAAAUUCAAGUAAAUUGUCCUUUAUUGUAAGUGAUUUACCUGAACAAUUCGAUCUAACCUCCCCGUCGGUCUUGUCAAAUUUAUGUUUAAGUUAUAAAAUUGACUGGCCCCUGAAUUUGAUAUUAAGCCCAGAAACGCUUGAUAAAUAUGGAGAUAUCUUUAAAUACUUGUUUAAAGUAAGGCGGAUAAGUUGGGUUCUUGAGCAAUCAUACAGAAUUAUGAAAGAAUCAGCAAAAUUAAUCGGAAAGGAACUUUUAAUAUCACCGCAAUAUCGCAGAGUACAGCUAAUAAGACACAAAUUUUUUCAUUUUAUUCAUGCACUUCGGAAUCAUAUUACUGCAAGCGCUUUGCAAGCCUCAUGGAAGGAAUUCCAAGAUGAGCUUUUAAAAGCUAAAUGCAUAGAAGAAAUCUACAGAAAACACACUAAUUACAUAAAAAAAAUAUUAUUUUUAUGUAUGCUAAAUAAAAGUAGCAUAGAUUUUAAUAAAGCUAUGGAGAGUAUUUUUAAAAUUACUCUGCGUUUUUACAGGAAUCUCAAAAGCAAGGAAUGGAAAAGAAAAAUUGGAGAAAAUUAUUAUAUUCAUCCUCGAUUUGAAAAACUUCUAAUUGAUGAAAAAGAAUUCGAAAAAUUGGUUAAAUACGUUAUUUAUUUGGGUAAUAAAAUAGUAAAACGCGGCUAUCAAGAAGAAAUUGGAGAAUUUCUUCGCUUAGUUAACUAUAAUCAAUAUUAUGUAACGGUGAAUUCAACACGUUGACAAAAAUUUUUAUGCACAUUUUGCAAAUUCUUUGGAUUUCACCUUUUUUUU
Messenger RNA from Condylostylus longicornis, 4259 nucleotides. RefSeq lists its product as uncharacterized. Gene Ontology annotation, biological process: spindle assembly; meiotic cell cycle; microtubule nucleation. The coding region runs from base 102 to 4208 and encodes 1368 amino acids. Lineage: Eukaryota; Metazoa; Arthropoda; Insecta; Diptera; Dolichopodidae. Gene Ontology annotation, cellular component: spindle pole; equatorial microtubule organizing center; gamma-tubulin complex. The transcript is spliced from 12 exons. The record is from RefSeq and is a predicted model, not a curated record. Gene Ontology annotation, molecular function: gamma-tubulin binding; microtubule minus-end binding.